Messenger RNA from Helianthus annuus (common sunflower), 2898 nucleotides. RefSeq lists its product as uncharacterized. The record is from RefSeq and is a predicted model, not a curated record. Gene Ontology annotation, biological process: proteolysis. The coding region runs from base 1 to 2898 and encodes 965 amino acids. NCBI's taxonomy places the organism in Eukaryota, Viridiplantae, Streptophyta, Magnoliopsida, Asterales, Asteraceae. Gene Ontology annotation, molecular function: aspartic-type endopeptidase activity; zinc ion binding; nucleic acid binding. The transcript is spliced from 4 exons.
AUGUCGGCAGAACCUUCGGUUAACAACAAUCGUCAACCUAACCCAUCAGUUAAUCCUGCUCGUCAUAGCGAACAUGUAAACUUAGGAGAUGACAUGAUCGAUCGGAUUGCCGUCCGAGUUGCGCAAAUCCUUGCCAACGCACAGGGACGCGAACGUCAGAAUACAGAACGAUCAGGGCAAUCUGAGGGAAGCACUGCACCUACACCUACACCAACUCCACGAGAAGAACCUCGCCCAGAAAAGAAGGUAGAUGAUACGAAAGUAUCUAAAGCUAUAGAAACAGAAAUCUCUAAAGAGUGUAAUUACAAGACUUUCAUUUCAUGUAAUCCUCCUUCAUUCGACGGGAAGAAAGGUACUAUUGAGGCACAUGAAUGGCUAAGUGAGGUAGAAGCCAUUCUAGACGUCAGUGAUUGCCAUGAAAGAAAUAAAGUUAGGUUUGCUGUUCAUUUGUUUAAAUCUGAAGCCUUAUUUUGGUGGAGGAUACAAAAGCAAAAUAGAAGUGAUGAUUUGGCACAUUGCCUGAGUUGGAAGGAGUUUUCAGAACUGUUUACAAAUUACUUCUGUCCACCAAGCGAAACUGACAGAAUAGAAAAGGAAUUUUUGCAUCUUGAACUCGGGAAUAAGACAUACGGGGAAUAUGUCACCAAAUUCAAUGAAAUGUCUCGAAUAGUGUCUUACUUGGUGAACCCUGAAGAAAAUCGUAUUCGAAGAUUCCUGUGGGGACUCCCCACAGAAUAUCGCACGUUUAUCAAGUCUACCAAACCAACUACAUAUCAUGAUGCGGUAGAGGCUGGGGCAACUAUCGCCACUGAGAUCCAACAAAAGAAAACCCCAGAAACUAUCCCGAAAAGGAAAUGGGAAAACUACCAAGAACAAAAGAAACCCAAUUACAGAGAUUUCAAGAGGCAACGAGGACCCCCACCUAGGUGCCCAACUUGUGGAAAAGGACAUUCUGGUCCAUGUAACCAGUUAGUUUGUAGAAACUGUAAGAAACCUGGACACAACUAUCGUGAUUGUAGAGAGCCAUGUAAGUGUUUUAAAUGUGGAGAGACGGGCCACUAUAGUGAUAGCUGUCCUAAGAGGAAUGAGGAACCUAAUAAAGCAAGAGGGAGAGCUUUUGUUCUGAAUACUGAAGAGGCUCGUAGGAACCCUGAUGUCAUAACAGGUACAUUUCUCCUUAACAACUUUUAUGCUAAAAUACUAUUUGAUACUGGUGCUGAUAGAAGUUUUAUAUCUGAGCACUUUAGAGUUUUGAUUAAUCAGACUCUUUGUAAGCUAGAUAAGCCAUUUAUAGUAGAACUAGCAGAUGGGAGGGAAGAAGAAAUUGUGAGUGUGGUAAAGGAUUGUACCAUCCAGAUUAGUAAGACCCCAAUAUCCAUAGACUUACUACCACUGAAACUUGGAGAAUUCGACGUAGUAAUAGGAAUGGAUUGGUUAUCUAGUCACCAAGCUCAAAUAUUGUGUGAUAAGAAGCAAAUUCAAAUUAAGGACCCAAAAGGGGGAACUGUAACAAUUGAUGGGGAAAGAACUAGUAAACCCAUAAGUUUUAUUUCCAUGAUAAAAGUAUCCAAGUGUAUUCAAAAGGGUCAUUUAGCUUACCUAGUAUAUGCACUAGAGGCAAAGGAAGAAAAGAAACUAGAAGAGGUAGCAGUAGUGGUUGAAUUCCCUGAAGUAUUCCCUGACGAUCUUCCCGGGUUACCACCUGACAGACAAAUUGAGUUUAGAAUCGACUUGAUCCCAGGAGCAACCCCUAUUGUCAAAGCCCCGUACCGCCUUGCCCCGACUGAAAUGAAAGAGUUGAGAAACCAACUCCAGGAGUUACUGGACAAAGGAUUCAUACGUCCUAGCACAGAAGAAGAUAUACCCAAGACUGCCUUUAGGACAAGGUAUGGUCACUACGAGUUCCUAGUGAUGCCUUUCGGCCUCACUAAUGCACCAGCUGCCUACAUGGACCUUAUGAACCAAGUCUGCAAACCAUACUUGGAUCAAUUUGUAAUCGUCUUCAUAGAUGAUAUCCUAAUCUACUCUAAGAGUAGAGAAACACACGAGGGUCAUCUCCGUGCCAUUCUUAAGUUACUAAAAGAAGAAAAACUUUAUGCCAAGUUCAGUAAGUGUGAAUUCUGGACUAGGGAAGUCCAAUUUUUAGGGCAUGUUGUUAAUGAAAAAGGCAUACAAGUGGACCCUACAAAGAUUGAAGUAGUUAAGAAUUGGGAGGCACCAAGAAAUCCCACAGAAAUUCGACGUUUCCUAGGGCUAGCAAGGUAUUAUAGAAGGUUCAUUCAAGAUUUCUCUAAGAUAGCGAUGCCUCUAACGACACUGACUCAGAAAAAUACCCCAUUUAUCUGGGGCAGCCAACAAGAAGAAGCUUUUAAUCUUUUGAAAACAAAGUUAUCCAGUGCCCCAGUACUUGCAUUACCCGAGGGUACCGAAGAUUUUGUAGUAUAUUGUGAUGCUUCUCAUUAUGGACUAGGGUGUGUGUUGAUGCAAAGAGGCAAAGUUAUCGCCUAUGCAUCUCGACAGUUAAAGAUACAUGAAAGAAAUUACACCACCCAUGAUCUAGAACUCGGAGCAGUAGUAUUUGCCCUCAAGAUAUGGAGGCAUUACUUAUAUGGAACUAAGUGUGUGAUCUACACUGAUCACCAAAGCCUAAAGUAUAUAUUUGAGCAAAAGAUGUUGAACAUGAGACAGAGGAGAUGGAUGGAGUUGUUGAAUGACUAUGAUUGUGAAAUUUGUUACCAUCCAGGAAAAGCUAAUGAAUUGGGAACAAAAGUAAAUUUAAGUACGACUUAUCACCCACAGACAGAUGGCCAAAGUGAAAGAUUAUCACGCAAGCAUCAAGGCGGCUCCGUUCGAAGCACUAUAUGGAAGGAAGUGUCGUACCCCAGUUUGUUGGACUGA